Molecule: messenger RNA, 4377 nt
Organism: Manihot esculenta (cassava)
Lineage: Eukaryota; Viridiplantae; Streptophyta; Magnoliopsida; Malpighiales; Euphorbiaceae
Product: pentatricopeptide repeat-containing protein At2g13600
Exons: 4
Coding region: 338-2827 (829 amino acids)
Biological process (GO): RNA modification
Molecular function (GO): protein binding; RNA binding
Source: RefSeq, a predicted model, not a curated record
UUAUGCAUCAUAAUAUAUUUUAUGCAAUAUUAGAAAUUUUUAAUAAUUUUCACAAUGAUAGAAUUUUUGCAAAUUAUAGACGGUUCUCCAUCUGCUAAGCUUCAAAAGCUACUGAACGCAGAAGUGUUGCUUCUUGUCGCCUCUUGACUCUUGUACAGGACCAGUGACGGGGAUUUUCCUUUUGACUUCAAUGAACCCUUCUGCAUGGUCCAUCCUUUUCCCUGAUUUGAGGAGACAGGAAACGAUGACAUAUGGGCUUUCUUCUUGUUUUUUGUUUUAAAAAAUGGGUAAUCAAUUCCUUACACAACGCAUAAGGAAAUGAAAUCUUCUAUUUCGGAUGAUCACCAAGCUCCCAUGGCGCUUGAUAAUUUAUCAAUUCUCACGCUCCCACCAGUUUCUUCCUCUUCGUUCCUUCUCCAAUCAACAAAACCCUGCGUCUGCUCAACAAUCUUCUUACAUGAGACUCACUCAGAGCUUCUACAGAGCAAUAAAAGAACGUGGAUCGAUACCCAUAGCUCAAAAACUUCAUGGGCAACUUAUCUCUUCAGGAUUAGAUUUUUCCGUUUUCCUUCAGAACCAUCUUUUGAACAUGUACUUCAAUUGUGGUUUAAUAAAUGAUGCUUUCCGGGUUUUUGCUGAGAUGGGGUUUCGCAAUGUUGUUACCUACAACACGAUGAUUAGUGGGUUGGGUAGCAUGGGUCGAAUAAGGGAUGCGAAGGAGUUGUUUGAUGAAAUGCCAGACAAAGACUCUAUUUCGUGGAACUCUAUGAUGUCGGGCUAUUUCCGAAAUGGGAAGCCCGAGGAAGCUCUAGGGGUGUUUAUCUCGCUGAUUCGAGAUUUUACUAGUUUCACCAAUCUGCUGUCAUUUUCUUGUGCCAUGAAGGCUUGUGGUGCUCUUGGUUAUAUCAAAUUGGCUUUUCAGUUACAUGGGCUUGUGGAGAAAAUUAAUUUUGGAAAUGAUACAUCGAUCGAAACUUCUAUUAUGGAUAUGUAUAUUAAGUGUGAUGCGGCAAGCUAUGCAGAGCUAGUGUUUUUGAGGAUCCCAAAUCCAAAUCUGUUUUGCUUCAAUAGUAUGAUUUACGGUUAUUCCAAAUUUUAUGGGGUUGGAAAGGCUCUUAACAUGUUCAACCAAAUGCCAGAACGUGACAGUGUUUCUUGGAAUACAAUGAUUUCAAUCUUGUCUCGACGUGGAUUUGGUGUUCCAACUCUUACUAUGUUUGUUGAGAUGUGGACUCAAGGUUUUAGACCCAAUUCCAAGACAUAUGCUUGUGUGCUUAGUACAUGCGCAACCUUUUGUUAUCUGGAAUGGGGUACUCACUUGCAUGCUCGGAUUGUUCGAACAGAAAGUAUUAUUGAUGUUUAUGUGGGUAAUGGUUUGAUUGAUAUGUAUGCAAAAUGUGGAAAUUUAGAGUUUGCUAGGCGAGCAUUUAACAGUUUAACAGAGCAUAAUUCAGUUACAUGGACUUCUUUGAUUGGAGGAGUUGCACAGUGCGGGCUUGAAGGAGAAGCACUUGUACUAUUUAACCAAAUGAGAAAGGUUCCUGUUGCCUUGGAUGAGUUUACUCUUACCACAGUUCUUAAGGUUUGUUCAUUUCCAAACAAUAUUUCUGUUGGCAAACAACUUCAUGCACUUACAAUUAAGGCCGGAAUGGAUUCCUUUGUUUCUGUGGGGAACGCUCUUAUUAAAAUGUACUCAAAGUGUGGUGAUUGUCAGGAGGCAAAUUAUGCAUUUGAAAUGAUGUCAGUCAGCAAUAUAAUUUCCUGGACAUCUAUGAUCACUGCAUUCUCUCAAGUAGGUGAUGUUGAAAAAGCCCAGGCUUGUUUUGAUGAAAUGCUAGGGCGGAAUGUUAUAACUUGGAACUCCAUGAUAAGUAUGUAUCUUCAACAUGGAUUUUGGGAACGUGGUCUUAAAUUUUAUUUACAGAUGCAAAAGGAAUGCAUUAUACCAGAUGACGCCACUUUUGCAACUUUAAUCAGUGGUUGUGCUGAUUUAGCAAUGUUGAAGCUUGGAACCCAAAUCAUAGCUCAAGCUGAGAAAUUUGGGUUUGGUUCUGAUGUUUCUGUUGCAAAUAGCGUUAUAACCAUGUAUUCAAAAUGUGGACAAAUUGAAAAUGCACGGAAAGUUUUUGAUUCCAUAAGUAUGAAAGAUUUGGUAUCUUGGAAUUCAAUGAUGUCUGGGUAUGCUCAAAAUGGUCAAGGUAGGAUUGUGAUAGAGAUUUUCCAGAAUAUGUUAAAGAUGGGAUAUACGCCUGAUUCAAUAAGCUAUGUAUCUCUUUUAUCAGGUUGUAGCUAUUCAGGGCUAGUAACAGAAGGGAAGCACUACUUUGAGUCCAUGACUAAAGAUUAUGGCAUCCUUCCAGCGCAUGAACAUUUUGCAUGCAUGGUAGACCUACUUGGCCGGGCUGGGUUGCUAGAGCAGGCUAAAGAUUUGAUUGAUGAAAUGCCUUUUAAGCCUAAUGCUGAUGUUUGGGGAGCACUACUUGGUGCUUGCAAGAUACAUUGCAACCCAAAAUUAGCAGAAUUAGCAGUAAGGAACUUGCUUGAAUUGAAUGUAGAUAAAUCUGGAAGUUAUAUGCUUCUGGCACAUGUAUAUUCAGAAUGUGGCAAAUUAGAAGGUGUUGCAAAUGUGAGAAAACUGAUGAGAGAGAAAAGGAUCCAGAUGAAUCCCAGUUGUAGCUGGAUAGAAGUUAAUAACAGGGUGCAUAUAUUCACGGUGGAUGAGGCCAAUCACCCUCAGAUCAAUGACAUUUAUGCAAUUUUAGAUGACAUUCAUAAUAAGAUUGAAGAUACAAGAAGCUGCUGUGCAGUUAGUUCUACUGGUUCUUGAAGAAAUAAUAGCAAGAAACAUACUGUGGGUCAUCAGCGCGAUGAUUAACACUUGUUAAUCCGGUGGAUUCCCUUUUUUACAUCGAGGAAUACUAUACUUGGAGAUUUACAUGAACUAAAUUGGGCCCCUGAAAUAAUUUCCUGCAUCCGUUUCUGCUUGUAACCGUAUAGGGUUCCAAUGGCCAUGGCUUCUAACCGUUAAUCAGCUGCAGAUAGCUUCAAAAUUCAGUGGAAAACAAACGCAAGAACCUUCUAAACAGCUGCCCUCAAUAGCCACUUCAAGAAGAUGUGCGAUUUUGAUAUCUUCAUUGCCUUUUAGUCUUGUUUUGCUACCUCCAUUAUCAGAGGCCUGAGAGAGACGCAACAAGAAGGUCAUCCCUCUUGAAGACUAUCUCACCACUCCUGAUGGAUUGAAAUAUUAUGAUGUGGUCGAGGGAAAGGGUCCGGUAGCUGAGAAAGGAUCAACAGUUCAGGUGCACUUUGACUGCAUCUAUAGGGCUAUAACAGCUGUGUGAAGUCGAGAAUCUAAGCUUUUGGCUGGAAAUGGUAUAAUUGCUCAGGUCAUUGUGUCCCUUAAACCAUCAAAAUAUUAGCAUCUCUACGUGUGUUCUUAUAUGUUGAGAUAAGAAUUUACCUAAUCUCACCUCCUGUUAGGCUAAAUUCACUGUCAAUGGUCCAAGUGCUUCAUGGAGUCCAUAUUCUGUUCAGUCCAAUCAAAUGCCAUUUUCCCCACAUGUUAGCAUGAACUUUCAACUGAAUAAUGUAGAUACUGAUGCUCAUUUUCUCAUGCCUUAAUUAGCCAUAUGAAUUCAAAGUUGGAGCACCUCCAGGCAAAGAACGGAAGCAAGAAUUUGUUGACAAACCAAAUGGUCUAUUCUCUACACAGGCAGGCCCAAAACCUCCAGCUGCAAUGUACUCAGUAACAGAAGGCAUGAAAGUAGGAGGAAAGGUGAUAGUAUCUCUUCCUUUUUGUAAUUAUAAGCUCCAUUAACAGGUGCCUUUUCUUUUAGCUUCUGAAUUGUGUUAAAUCUCUGCAAUCAUGCUUCUGAAUUGUGUUAAAUCUCUGCAAUCAUUCUUAUGUCUUAACUAGCUUUUCUGGCGUCAUUUUUUCUUUCUAUGCUGAGGACCGUAAUCGUUCCCCCCGAGGCUGGCUAUGGCCAAAAGGGAAUGAAUGAAAUCCCACCAGGAAGUACAUUUGAGUUGAACAUUGAACUUUUGCAAGUACUGCCACCUGAAGAAAAGUGAGCUCAAUUUCGGUUACAUGAAGAAUCACAUGGUAUAUGAAAUUUGUUCUUCUGUUGUGGCAAGUGCAACAUAGUAUAACGAUUUUUUUGUUUGGAAAAGCUUUUCUUCUUCACCAGACGCAUAACUUGUCAAUCAGCGAAAGUCAUCUAUUGCCAGUUCUCCCACCCAUAGUUUUAUAGUCUUUGAGAUGCUCAUUCUGAUUGACUGAUUGUUGCAGCUUUGACAUUAUUGUAGCUUGUGGUUAAUUUUGAGAAAUGUAAUUACAUUCUGUGUUUUGGUUUUAUUCAUUAAACAAGUUCUGAUUUA